UCACUCAGCUCUAUUAGUUUAAGUUCAUAGAUUAGCCGAGACGCAUGUCAGCGGCACGUUAACCUCGUCGCUUCUUCCAUUCCUAAAACAAUGUAGAGCAGAAUUUCGCUGGCAAACUUAUAACUACUUGUACUUCAAACAAAAAACAACAAAAAAAACUAUAUACAAACUAGCAAAGUCACCACUGCUCAUAACUAAAAAUUGUUAAAGUUUUUGACGCAAAUCAAAUGCGGGUUGGCACUGAGUGUUGACCAGCGAAUUGCGGUUUGAGAACAGCAAAGUUUCCGUUGACGUGUGACGUUGAGUGAACAGUUAACUAUUUAUGGUGACAGUGACGCGAGUGAAUUGGUUUUAGGUUCAUAACAAUGCUUUCGCUUGGCGUGGACAUUCAUCAUCAUCGCCACAGCAGUCGAUGGCAACAUUUCUCCUUCCUCUUCCCACUACUCGCGCUUGCUGUGAGUUUUCUGUGUUUGCCUGCGGAUGGGCAAGAGCUGAACGCGCUAAGCUACUAUAAGCAUAUUUCUAAAGCGCGUCAGAAGCAACUCGAAAAUCUGGGGACACGCAUACAUGCAUCCGUCAACAUAAAUAGAUUGCCUUGCGAGAGUUAUUACGAUUAUGUUUGUAGCCGCAAUAAACCACUCUUCUCGGUGUUGGGUUAUCUCCCCGAAUUCGGUGACCUCAUGAAACUCCUCACCGAAUUGCAGCAAGAUCCUGAGCAAUUCGAAGCGAAGCAGAAAAUGAUGGACUUUUUCAUCUCGUGCAAUUCCAAAAAAGCGCUCGAGGACUGUUAUCGUGAAACUUUUGAGUAUUUCAAGCCUCUGUUCGGCUACAUUAUCAGCAAGAAUUACAUUAACGCCAAUUCCAUCGAACACGACAACUUCCUGAAAAUAUUGGAGAAUUUCCUAUACAAGGCCGCACAAAUACACAACUUCAUGCAUCAUCCGAUACGUCAUCGGUUGUUUACGCUGCGAGAGAAAUUCCGUCUGCCACAGCUAUAUUUUCGCCCAUACGAGCUGAGUCGUGAAUACGAGUCGUUGCGUAUCUAUCGUGAAAGCUACAAACAUAACGUACGCAAUUUGGAGCUGCAUCGUCGUCGCAAUUCCACCUAUGAGUUGGGCGUGGAACGUACCAUGUUGGAUUGGACGCUGUAUCUGUAUCAGAGUCGCAACAUGCCCAUGUCCUAUUACUAUCCAACGCUGAACGUACACUUGUGGAUGACACUGUACAAUACGACGGAACGCGACCGUGAGCCGAAACGUGUGCGCGAGCUGGCAGAGUGCUUGAAACUACCGCCGUACGUGCGCGUCUUGGAUGAGGCUCGCGUCUUGGCUGUGGUUUAUAUGAAGGCAUUUCAAAAUGCUUGGGUAGACUACAGCGACUGGAUUAAGCCCGAUCGCCCGAGUAUAAAUAAUGAAAUCUACAAUAGUGAGAAUAUGAUACUCGAUGCGUACGAUCUGGAUAAUAAGAAGAUAUUCUUCAUUUUAUAUGCACAAAACUUUUGCGAAUUCGGCAAGGAGUUGGCUGAGAAUAUAUUCUACUUGGGUAUGAAGCAGAAUCGCGAUUUCGCCGAUAGCUAUAAUUGUGCUUUUCCAUAUGAGCAACGGACGUCGUGCGCUAUAUGAAGUAAGAUGCGCUCAUGAGGCGUCUAAGUAAUAAACAUUUUUGGACUUUUAUACUCGUAUAGGUAAAUAUGUAUCUUUAAAUGAUUUAAAAUAAAGCUAAU
Molecule: messenger RNA, 1723 nt
Organism: Anastrepha obliqua
Lineage: Eukaryota; Metazoa; Arthropoda; Insecta; Diptera; Tephritidae
Exons: 2
Coding region: 366-1622 (418 amino acids)
Biological process (GO): proteolysis
Molecular function (GO): metalloendopeptidase activity
Source: RefSeq, a predicted model, not a curated record